Solanum verrucosum is the source of this 1161-nucleotide messenger RNA. Its product is annotated as WUSCHEL-related homeobox 9-like. Gene Ontology annotation, molecular function: DNA-binding transcription factor activity; DNA binding. Gene Ontology annotation, biological process: regulation of developmental process. The record is from RefSeq and is a predicted model, not a curated record. Bases 38 to 1114 code for a protein of 358 amino acids. NCBI's taxonomy places the organism in Eukaryota, Viridiplantae, Streptophyta, Magnoliopsida, Solanales, Solanaceae. The transcript is spliced from 4 exons.
UUUUUUUCUUCUUAUUUGUUCUUCAUCAUCAUCAAAUAUGGCUUCAUCAAAUAGACACUGGCCUAGUAUGUUUAAAUCCAAACCUUGCAAUUCUCAUCAUCACCAAUGGCAACAUGACAUCAACUCUUCUAUCAUUCAACAAAGACCUCCAUGCAAUCCAGAAGAGCGAAGUCCAGAGCCAAAGCCUAGAUGGAAUCCAAGACCGGAGCAAAUUCGGAUACUGGAAGCAAUUUUUAAUUCAGGCAUGGUGAAUCCACCAAGGGAUGAGAUUAGGAAAAUCCGAGCUAAGCUUCAAGAAUAUGGACAAGUUGGUGAUGCUAAUGUGUUUUACUGGUUUCAAAACAGGAAAUCAAGAAGUAAACACAAACAGCGUCAUUUACAAGCUAAAGCUCAACAACACCAGAAUAAUUCAUCUCAUCAACCUAUUAUUACUUCAUCUUCAUCCUCUUCUGAUAAAUCUUCACCAAAUUCAUUGACUUUCUCAAUUGGUACAUCGAAUGUGAUGGACUUGCUGAAUUCUCCUACUUCUUCAGUGAACCAACAGAACUAUAACGAGUUCUUGUCUAAUGAGCAGCCUUUCUUUUUCACCGUUCAACCACCACCAGUAGUACAAACUCAUGAUCAUUCCGCCAUCUCACAAGGGUUUUGCUUCCCGGAUUCAACUACUUUUUCUCCUCAUUCUUCUUCUUCGUCUUCUGGACUUUUUCUUAAUGAAUGGAUGGGGAUAAGUCAAACACCUAGUAAUAGUUCAAAGAAAGCUGAAAAUGAGAAAAUGAAUUUGCAGUCACAGCUCAUGAGUUAUACUGUUACUUCAACUGCUUCUCCUCUUGCUUCUACCACUAUUCCAACCAUUGGUCACAUUCAAGGGGUUGCUGUGGACCCUAAUGAUGCAGGUCCCACAAGAUCGACGGUGUUUAUCAACGACGUUGCUUUUGAGGUUGGGAUAGGACCGUUUAACGUGAGGGAAGUGUUUGGUGAAGAUGCGGUGCUUAUUCAUUCAUCUGGUGAACCACUUAUUACUAAUGAAUGGGGUAUCACAAUUCAGCCACUCCAGCAUGGUGCAUUUUACUACUUGCUUCGCACGUCAAGUAUUGCAUCGACUCAUCAUAUAUAACGAAGACAUAAUUGAUUCGAUUUGUUGAUGUUGAAGAAGAGAUGGAU